Molecule: messenger RNA, 1492 nt
Organism: Rubroshorea leprosula
Lineage: Eukaryota; Viridiplantae; Streptophyta; Magnoliopsida; Malvales; Dipterocarpaceae
Source: the annotation of a GenBank genome assembly
GGGCGGAAACCUUUAUUUCUUUUUCCCUUUGAAGUCUGAACUUCUCUAGUCGUCAUCUCUGCCGCUCAGCCGUCCGUCGCCAGCAUCUCGCCGCUGACAGCCAAACGGGUCUUCUGGUCCUACCUCGCACUCUCUCAUCCAAAGGGACUGCUUGAAAGCAAGGAAGAGAAGACAGAAGAACAGCAACAAUGGCAGGCUUAGCUGCUGUCCUGGAGCCAAAACCCUCCACAGAACUGGCAUUACCCUCCAUAAGAUCUGACCCAGCUCACUCCAUGGAUCCGACCUCUGAAGAGGACGAUCUCUACAGCCGCCUAAAAUCACUACAGCGCCAGCUUGAGUUCAUUGACAUUCAAGAGGAGUAUGUGAAGGAUGAGCAGAAGAACCUGAAGCGGGAGCUGUUGCGAGCCCAGGAGGAGGUCAAAAGGAUCCAAUCUGUGCCACUGGUUAUUGGCCAAUUUAUGGAGAUGGUGGACCAGAACAAUGGCAUUGUUGGCUCCACCACUGGGUCUAAUUACUAUGUGAGGAUACUGAGCACCAUCAAUCGUGAGCUCUUGAAGCCUUCUGCAUCUGUGGCACUUCACAGACAUUCUAAUGCUCUUGUAGAUGUCUUGCCCCCUGAGGCUGAUUCAAGUAUUUCUCUGCUUAGCCAGUCUGAGAAACCUGAUGUCACUUAUAAUGAUAUUGGAGGAUGUGACAUUCAAAAGCAGGAGAUUCGUGAAGCAGUGGAGUUACCAUUGACUCACCAUGAAUUGUACAAGCAGAUUGGAAUAGACCCACCUCGUGGUGUUCUGCUUUAUGGUCCCCCUGGAACUGGGAAAACCAUGCUUGCAAAGGCUGUUGCUAAUCAUACAACUGCAGCUUUUAUCAGAGUUGUUGGGUCCGAAUUUGUUCAGAAGUAUUUGGGUGAGGGCCCACGGAUGGUUCGUGAUGUUUUCCGUCUUGCUAAGGAGAAUGCCCCUGCCAUUAUCUUUAUUGAUGAGGUAGAUGCCAUUGCAACUGCCAGGUUUGAUGCUCAAACUGGAGCUGAUAGGGAGGUUCAGAGAAUCCUCAUGGAACUGCUUAAUCAGAUGGACGGGUUUGAUCAGACAGUGAACGUUUGUACUUCUAAGAUGAACCUAAGUGAUGAGGUAGACUUGGAGGAUUAUGUCUCUCGUCCAGAUAAAAUCAGUGCUGCUGAGAUUGCGGCAAUCUGUCAAGAAGCUGGAAUGCAUGCAGUACGCAAGAACCGCUAUGUUAUACUUCCCAAGGACUUUGAGAAAGGUUAUCGAUCCAACGUGAAGAAGCCCGACACUGACUUCGAGUUUUACAAAUGAGAUGAUGUAAAAGCACUGAAAAACGUUAUCUUUGAAAUUGUUACUUACCUUGUUUCAGAUUUGGUACUGCAAUUUGAUUUUAAGAAACUACUAGUAAUUUUAUCAUGGAAAAUUUGAGAACUCCCGGAACUGGGACCCGUUUCCUUGCAUCCGACGUUCAAGAAAAUACCAUCGCUUAC